Molecule: messenger RNA, 522 nt
Organism: Bacidia gigantensis
Lineage: Eukaryota; Fungi; Ascomycota; Lecanoromycetes; Lecanorales; Ramalinaceae
Exons: 1
Coding region: 1-522 (173 amino acids)
Source: RefSeq, a predicted model, not a curated record
AUGGCCCUUAAGCCGCUCCUCCUCUUCCUUUCGACCAUCCACUUCCUCGAUGCCGCCGCUCUCCCUGGCUCAGCGGGAAAAACCGAGCAAGUAAAUCCCGGCUUCGCCUUCGACCAAGUUAUAGGCACCUUUAGCAACCCUAAUUGCAGCGGUGACCCCGUGGGCGGGUGGGACGCAGGCACAUACGCCCCAAACACGCUUAGUGCUGUCCCUACCUGCCUGGACGCCACCAAGUUUUCCGGCGAGUUUAUUGGCAUAAACUGGGGAAGCAAGAAGGGUGAAGAUGGCGGGGCCCAACAGAUGAGGAGUCUCGGCCUUUUCAAGGAUAAGGAUUGUAAGCAGGAUGCGGGGUGGUAUGCGCUGAGGCCUACGACGUGGCCAUUGGGCGAAUCCGAAGCCAGAGCAUGUUUCGCCGUUGAUGAGUUUGGUGGUCCAUAUGGGGGAUUCUUGUUCUGGGGGGCGUUAGUGUUGAAAGAUGGGGAAACGAACUCGUUUCCUAGUGUACCUGGAGCUGUCUCUUAG